GUGAAUGUGCACCGAGCGAACCAAAUGUUUAAUUUGACUGCUUGUCCCAGUUUACUCCGGACCGGUUACGGGUACGGAACGUGUUCCGGUUGGUGACGUCAGUGGUCGGUGCAUGCCGUGGAGUUUAGCCACAGUCUAAGUUGCAGCUGGAGCCCACCUAAGGCACCGCAAUGGGGAUCUUAGAGAAAAUAGCUGAAAUAGAGAGAGAAAUCUCUCGGACACAGAAAAACAAAGCCACUGAAUACCACCUGGGUUUGCUGAAGGCCAAGCUAGCCAAAUACAGAGCACAGCUUCUGGAGCCCUCCAAGUCAGCAGGGGCCAAAGGGGAAGGCUUCGAUGUCAUGAAAUCAGGAGAUGCUCGUGUUGCUCUUAUCGGUUUCCCCUCUGUGGGUAAGUCCACCUUCCUUAGUUUGAUGACGUCAACUGCCAGUGAAGCUGCCUCCUAUGAGUUCACCACCCUCACCUGCAUCCCUGGUGUGAUAGAGUACAAAGGGGCCAACAUCCAGCUGCUAGAUCUGCCAGGAAUCAUUGAGGGAGCAGCUCAAGGCAAAGGUAGAGGUCGACAGGUCAUUGCUGUUGCCAGGACAGCAGACGUUGUCAUUAUGAUGUUGGAUGCCACAAAAGGAGAUGUUCAGAGAGAACUUCUAGAAAAAGAGUUGGAGUCAGUGGGCAUCAGACUGAACAGGACUAAACCAAAUAUUUAUUUCAAGCCCAAGAAAGGUGGUGGUCUCUCGUACAACUCAACACUUCCCCUCACCCAGUGCUCGGAGAAGCUCGUUCAGCUCAUCCUUCAUGAAUACAAAAUCUUUAACGCUGAGGUUCUGUUCAGGGAGGACUGCACGCCAGACGAGUUCAUUGACGUCAUUGUUGGGAACAGAGUUUACAUGCCUUGUCUAUACGUGUACAAUAAGGUGGAUCAAAUCUCCAUUGAGGAAGUUGACCGCCUGGCUCGGAGACCUCACAGUGUUGUCAUUAGUUGUGGCAUGAAGCUCAAUCUGGAUUACCUUCUGGAGACACUGUGGGAAUAUCUGGCUCUCAUUUGCAUUUAUACCAAGAAAAGAGGAGAGCGCCCAGACUUUAGUGAUGCCAUCAUAAUGAGGAGAGGAGCAUCUGUAGAACACGUGUGCCAUCGAAUCCACAGAACCUUAGCCAGCCAGUUCAAGUAUGCCCUGGUUUGGGGAACCAGCACUAAGUACAGUCCACAGAGAGUUGGCCUAACGCACAUCAUGGAGCAUGAGGACGUCAUCCAGGUCGUGAAGAAGUAAAACCACCUGCCGCCUGUGAAGGAGGACACACCCUGUCGUUGGAGGGCUUCGAACCAGUACUGUACAGCAGAUAUACAGAAACCGAAAAUAGCCACCAUGUUAUUUUGUAUAUGUUAAUUACAAAACAAAGAAACUGAGGAGAUGGACCAGAUCUCAGUUGUGAACGGGAUCUGAAGUAUUUUACAUUUUAAUUAUGAUCAAGAAGACACAGGAAAAGAGGGAAGAAAUAAAGUCCAUAAAACAUUCAAUAA
Betta splendens (Siamese fighting fish) is the source of this 1516-nucleotide messenger RNA. It is a transcript of the gene drg2, whose product is annotated as developmentally regulated GTP binding protein 2. Gene Ontology annotation, cellular component: cytoplasm. Bases 171 to 1265 code for a protein of 364 amino acids. Gene Ontology annotation, biological process: cytoplasmic translation. Gene Ontology annotation, molecular function: GTPase activity; GTP binding. The record is from RefSeq and is a predicted model, not a curated record. Lineage: Eukaryota; Metazoa; Chordata; Actinopteri; Anabantiformes; Osphronemidae. The transcript has 14 exons.